AUGUUCCCCAAAAGGCAACAGCACGAUGCCGAGGAAACAAUAAGGAAGCCACAGCCACUAUCGGCUUUUAGGUCAUGGUCGUGGUUUCCUAAUUAUUCAAAAGAGCCCAAGGAGGAGGUGCAGCAACUAACGGCGAGCCCCGAUCCUGUUCGCAGAUGGAUAAAGGGUGUUGUGAUCUGCUCAUGGAUCAUUGGUGGAGUUCUCGCCUUGAACAUCAUUCUCACCGUCAUCGCUGCUGGUCUGGCGUAUUCAGGGAAUAGCAGGCAGACUUUCUCCUUCGCUUCACUCUACAUGGGAAAAUGCUCGACUUCCAAGAAUUGGACCACGGGCUUGCACCUCCUAAUCAACAUUCUCAGCACUGUCCUGCUAGGCGCGAGCAACUACUGCAUGCAAUGUCUUGCAGCCCCUUCGCGAGAGCAGGUAGAUAAAGCGCACAGCCAAAAGACAUGGAUUCGAAUCGGUGUCCCGAAUAUUAUAGACCUUGUUCGCUAUCAAACAGGCAAGCGACGUCUUCUGGGAUCCAUUUUGUUGAUCACCUCAUUGCCUAUCCAUUUGAUUUACAAUUCAGCCGUCUACUUCUCCAUUGGGCCAACGGAAUAUUCAGUUGUUGCAGCACAGGAUAAGCUUAUUCAAGAACAUGGAAACUCCACGGAAUUCGAGCAAUGCUUCACAGCAAACGUCGGAAUGGAAUUGCCAUCAUUCAAUACAGCGAUCCGUGAUGGGAGUUUCAACACUCCCUCCAAGCAAGAAUGUGUUGAUAUCUUUGCUCAAGACUAUGCAUCCGGGUACGGGAUGAUUGUUUUGGUGACUAAAGACUCGAUGCCUCAAAACGAGUCCGUGGCCUGGAUAGGAACUGGAAACAGACAAAACUUUGAGGGUGGUAAUUCUCAAUUCAGCUGGCUGUGUGACGAAGAAUAUCCCUGCACCAAAAGUAUAGCCGAAGAAAACACCCAGAACUGGUCCGUUCACGCAUUGACGUGGUCGCGUCCCACCAUACAUCUGUCGGUGCCUAUCCCAGGUGGCCUUUAUGAGAGCGGAGGAUGGUUGGAUGUCGGACAUUAUGGCAUUCCCGACACCGAGGACUACAACCAUCUUGAUGAUAUUCUGGAUAAAUAUCCUUCCCUGGAGGAAUUGCAAGCCGAGCUAGAUAAAUCUUCUGGCUGGGUCAACAGUUCAUUCCCCGGUAGUGUGACAGUACGCAAAGGUGAACCUGAUUGCACGUACCCGACAGUCUACGGUAAACAGACUCUACGAUCAUAUUCAAUUGAUCACUGUAUGACGCUUCCAGUUAGAGAGACUUGCCAGCUAUUCUUCAGCCCACCGAUCUGCCUGAUUGUAAUCGGCUGCAAUAUAGUCAAGCUCAUCUGCGCGCUGUUAGCGGCGCGAGAGAACAGGAAAGACAUUUUCCUCACCACCGGAGACGCGAUUGCAUCUUUCCUUGCCAAACCGGACCCAGCCACCGAGGGAGUCUGUCUGCUGUCUGGGUCUCUAAUCAAGAAGAGAACAAAAGGAUGGCAGAAAUAUAAGGGCCGUGAGCGCAAGUCUUUAGAUCUUCUGGAAACCAAACAAGAGACUCCGCUUCGUUUACCUUCAAGGAAACGAUGGUUUCAAGCUGCGAGCAUAUCACGCUGGGUGUAUACGAUUCUCUUAUUCGUGUGCAUGCUGAUCCCAUCCGUAAUUGUACUUCGCCUGGGAAUUCUAAAUUACAACAAAGCCUCCAAAUCAAAGAACUUAUGGGACUCUGGCCUGGGCGAUGCAAGCACAGGGACUACGCUAGCCGGUCUGAGCAUUCCCGCUACCGCAAGUGGGAUAUUUUCCAUGAUCUUUAUGGCCAACGUACCUCAAAUACUGGUCUCACUAGCUUACUUCUUCUACAACGGCCUGCUGACCUGCAUGCUCGGCGCCGUCGAGUACGACAACUACGCCACAAAGAAAAGGCCUCUUCGCGUAUCCUGGCCCCGCGGCGCCCAACGCUCGACAUACUACCUCAGCCUUCCAUAUCGGUACAGUAUCCCGCUGCUGAUAGUCUCGGCUGUUCUCCACUGGCUCGUAUCCCAGAGUUUCUUCUUCGUCCAGGUCAUCCCAUUCGACCGGCAUGGAGUACCCCAAAGAAGCUCCCCAGACGUCCUCGUUACUUGCGGCUAUUCGCCCGUUGCCAUCAUUUUCGGAAUAGUCGUUGGUGGCUUGCUACCCAUCGUCGCUGUACUUCUGGGCUUGCGUCGCUUCACAUCGCACAUGCCGCUGGCUGGACAGUGUAGUGCAGCAAUUAGCGCUGCGUGUCAUCCCAUGACUACGGCGGUUGACCAUGCGCUGAAACCGGUGCAAUGGGGUGAAGUCCCAGAUAGUGUCUUGUCUCAUGGCACUUUUUCAAACACAAUAACGACGGAUGUUGAGUGUGAAGCUCGAUCGAGUGUUGGAAGUGACGAGCAACGGCCAUCUUUGGCUACGGAGCUGGAUAUAAAUGAUUCUAGGGCAGUUGGUUUCUUGCAUUGCACAUUUACCUCGGAGGAUGUUAGUGAGCCGAGCACAUCCCGUCUCUAUCUCUAG
Molecule: messenger RNA, 2547 nt
Organism: Penicillium samsonianum
Lineage: Eukaryota; Fungi; Ascomycota; Eurotiomycetes; Eurotiales; Aspergillaceae
Exons: 3
Coding region: 1-2547 (848 amino acids)
Source: RefSeq, a predicted model, not a curated record